UCUUCCAUUAAGAAGUCCUCUACACCGCUGAUUUUUUACAGCUACGUCCCUAAGCAAACGGCAAAUUACAGUCCAACUGCUCUAUGAAAUCUUGAUAGGUUUUCCAUUCCCGGACCCGGAGGAGGAGGAGAAAGCGAGGGUUCUCACCGCCGCCCGUCAUGGCUUCCGCCUCCGCCGCUUUACUGCUCCUCUCUGCCGCCAUCGCCGCCUUUUGCUUCCUUUCGCCGGCCGCGGCCGCGGCCGCAGCCCAGGGCUGCGCCUCCCAGAAUCUGGGUUCCAACAGGGUCUUCGCCGCCUGCAGCGACCUUCCUCAACUCUCCUCCUCCAUCCACUGGACCUACGACCGCGCGGCCGCGGCGCUCUCCAUCGCCUUCGUGGCGCCGCCGGCUACGGCGGAGGGGUGGGUGGCGUGGGCGAUCAACCCGACCGAGACCGGCAUGGUUGGGUCCCAGGCGCUGGUGGCGUUCCGGCAGGCGGACGGGAAGAUGGGGGUCAAGACCUACAACAUCACGGGGUACGCGCUCAAGGAAUCGAAGAUCGCGUUCGAGACGUCGGAUCUGGCGGCGGAUUAUGCCGGCGGGGUCAUGAAGAUCUUCGGGACGUUGAAGCUGGGGAAGGAAAUGACGGUGGUGAACGAGGUGUGGCAGGUGGGGGGAUCGGUGACGAACGGCGUGCCGGACAAGCACGCGUUCGUAGCCGAGAAUUUGGGGUCCAAGGGCCAGUUGGAUUUGGUCCGGGGGGUGAGCUCCGGAUCCGGGGGUUCCGUCACGAAGGAGAGGAAUAUACAUGGAGUUUUGAAUGCUGUGAGUUGGGGAAUAUUGCUUCCAAUUGGUGCAAUAUUUGCAAGAUAUCUGAAGACAUUUAAGUCAGCAGACCCUGCAUGGUUUUACCUUCAUUUGUCAUGCCAGCUUACCGGUUACACCGUGGGGGUUGCGGGCUGGGCAACCGGUCUCAAUCUUGGGAGCAAGUCUAAGGGAGUCCAGUACACCACCCAUCGGAACAUUGGGAUCACCCUCUUCUCUCUUGCCACCUUACAGGUUUUCGCAUUGUUUUUGAGACCCAGCAAGGAUCACAAGAUUCGCUUCUACUGGAACAUCUACCACCACUUGGUAGGAUACACAGUCAUUGUCUUGGGUGUUAUCAAUGUCUUCAAAGGCCUGACAAUCUUAAGCCCUGAUCAGAAGUGGACUACAGCCUAUAUCACUGUGAUUAGCAUAUUGGGUGGUAUUGCCUUGCUGUUGGAAGCCCUUACUUGGAUUAUAGUUCUGCGGAGAAAGACACACAACUCCACAAAGCCUUAUGGUGGCUCCAAUUCUACCAAUGGGCACCGUGACGUGCAACAGCCGCUGUCUGUCUGAUCAAAUCUGCUCUGUUCUGGGUUUUAUUAAUUAGUUUAGAUCUUCAGUUUCUCUUAUGAGAUAUUGAGUGUUGAAUAGUUUUUUUUCUUUCUUUCUUCUACAUUUUCACCUUCUUGUUGGGCUGCUUAAAACUUAAGAUAUAUGCUUUCAUACAAAUUUUCAUAGUCAAUAUGUAUUUUGUUGUGUGUGAAAGAACUUGUUCAGAUUGGCAGAA
Phoenix dactylifera (date palm) is the source of this 1572-nucleotide messenger RNA. Its product is annotated as cytochrome b561 and DOMON domain-containing protein At3g25290-like. The record is from RefSeq and is a predicted model, not a curated record. Lineage: Eukaryota; Viridiplantae; Streptophyta; Magnoliopsida; Arecales; Arecaceae.